GUGCUUCGUGAUCGACUUCUACAUCUACGCGCCCGAGGAACCGGAGCGGGUGAGCCGGUCCAGCUUCGACAUCGACAACUACGCGCGGGGCGAGAAGAGACGGUACUACGGCGACGGGACGGGGGCUUUGCUGGAAGAAUAUCCGGUCCGGGACGAAAGGGGAAACACCAUCACGCCGUUUGUCCUGAC
Messenger RNA from Amoebophrya sp. A120, 189 nucleotides. The record is from the annotation of a GenBank genome assembly. Lineage: Eukaryota; Dinophyceae; Syndiniales; Amoebophryaceae.